Racocetra persica is the source of this 168-nucleotide messenger RNA. Lineage: Eukaryota; Fungi; Glomeromycota; Glomeromycetes; Diversisporales; Gigasporaceae. The record is from the annotation of a GenBank genome assembly.
AUGCAAGAACUACAACAAAAAACUAAUGAAAUUCUCCAAGAAGAAAUUAGGAGAGCAAUCGAAGAAAAAUUAAGUCGGUUCACUUUUCCCUGCCCUCAUUGUCAGAAACAUAUAGAAGAAAAAGAUUUCGGCAAAGAACAACAGGCCUUCCAUUUUAUUAAUGGAAUA